Molecule: messenger RNA, 1414 nt
Organism: Lineus longissimus
Lineage: Eukaryota; Metazoa; Nemertea; Pilidiophora; Heteronemertea; Lineidae
Product: calmodulin-beta-like
Exons: 5
Coding region: 2-535 (177 amino acids)
Molecular function (GO): calcium ion binding
Source: RefSeq, a predicted model, not a curated record
UAUGCUUAAGGGAGGUACAGUUGGUGACGUUUUGUGUCGUGUGAGUAUCUUCAAGAAAAAGAAGAUUAAUGAUUUUAGAGCAAAAAAUAUAAUGGCGAUGCAUCACAUUAGCAAGAAACAAUUGCACAAAUGGAAGACGGCAUUUAACCUCUACGACAAAGAUGGUGAUGGUACUAUCAGCGUGCGUGAGCUGGGUUCACUCAUGAAGGAGUUAGGGCAGCCCAAGAAAGAAAAGGAGCUGAAUGCUAUGAUCAAGAAUGUUGAUAAGGACAGGAAUGGUAGCCUUGACUUUGGUGAAUUUUGUGAGCUGAUGCGUGAAAAGGAGGAAGAAGACAGAGGUGGACCACUGUACAAAGCAUUUAAGAAAGCGGAUAGAGAUGGCAGUGGCACCAUCAGCGCCAAGGAGCUGAAGAGGAUGAUGCGCGAUAUGGGACAAGAUCUUGAUGAUGAAGACAUUGAUGAAAUGAUACGGCAGGCAGAUAUGGAUGGUGAUGGGGAGAUCAGCUAUGCGGAAUUCAAGGCUAUGAUGGGAUAAGGUCGGCCUCCCACCAAGGCCUUAAGACAAUGCUGCAUCAUGACUGAUUGGUUUUGCUUUAUCAGUUUUGAUGAAAACUUGCUAUGAUGGAUAAGGACGGCCUCACAAUUGAAGCCUCAGGACAAUGUUGUGCUGCUUUCAGACCGAUUUGUGAAACUUGCUUUGACAGGAUAAGGACGACGGCCUCCCUACCAAUGCCUCAAGACAAUGGGUGAUAUGAAUAAACACUAGUAAAUGCUUUUACUUCUAUUUUGUACAGAAAUGCCUAGUGUAAAUGUACGUGAAGUUUUAAGUAAAAGCAUUUCCUAGUCUCUAUUCAUAUCACCCAAUGUGUUGCUUUCCGACUGAUUUGUUUGCUUUAUCAGUUUUGAUGGAAAUUCAAGAAAUUUGAAGAAAUCAAUGUACAUGUAUUGAAGUUUUGAAAAAAAAAUUGGAAGUGGGUUGAAAGCAAAGAGUUUGUUUCAUAUUUUAUCUUUGGAUAGUCCUAGAAGCUUGGAUUAUCCUUGGGUUGAUUACUUAUAUCUUUGCAUGGUUUCAAAACAUUUGUCUUCUGGUGGGAAGGGUGCUGACACAGACAGUUUGAGUUAGAGGUAGUUUUCCAGGUUCAGAAAUCAAACUUAGAACAGAGAAGAGCCUACUACUAUUAACAAAGAAAUGAUAAAUUUUACAGCUCCAUUCCUGAACAUGUAGCUAGGGUUUACCUAGUUUUAGAACGCAUAAAGGCCAAUUCUUCAUAUGGUUUACCUGUUGUACAGUAUGGAAUGACAGGUCUACCCUUUCCAAACCAAGAUAUUACCUAGAAGUGUGCACUGAAAGUAGAAUUUGAUCCAUCAUGUUGUACAAAUUCAAGAAAUACAAAAAGAAAAUCUAUGCUUUUCA